GAUCGAUAUAAGCCGCAAUUGCUGGUUACAUCGCAAACUUAGGCCCUACUUGAUUCAUGCUGUCCGCCUUGUCCUUCCAAGGUCGAAGUGCGUGGAGCGCUUUUGCGCGCAGGAGCCCCAAAGGAUCAACACUUGCUCGCUUUCCCAACGCUGCAACUAGUAGACAGGGAAUAGCCGCAAGCCUCCUACUACCUAGGCUGCGGAAUCAAGGUAGUGCUUCCUUUCGCCAACGUAUAGUAGCGAGUUCCAAAAGCCCGAACGCGAUGGCAGCCCAAGAGGAUGAACAGAUUAAGCAGGUUGUGCUGGAUUUCUUGAAGACCGCUGACAUGGCCGUGGUCACGGAGAGGACGGUUCUGAAGCACGUCCAAGACACUCUUCAGCUCGAGCGCCCGGUUGCGGAGUAUAAGCCCCUCGUCUCGAACACCAUUGACGAAUUCCUCGCCACACUCGACGACGACGGCGACGGCGCCGAUGGCGGCGGCGAGGAAGACGAUCCGUCGCCGCCGACUGCCGCCGCCGCCACCAAACGCGGUCGCAAACGCGGCGGAGAUGGCGAGGAAGGCGCGACGAAGAAGCGACGCGGCGGGGGCAGCGGAGGCGAGGAGCUCCUGUUUAGUCGCGAUCUGAGCAGCCGGCGUAAGGCCCGAGUACGGCGAUGGGAGGGCAAACUGUACGUGGAUGUACGGGAGUUUUACGAGGCUGAGGGCGGCGAGGCGCCAACGCAAAAGGGCCUCUCCAUGGACCCCGGCCAGUGGGGCCGCCUGGCUCGGGAGCUGCCUCGGCUGCUGGCGGCGCAGCGGGCGGGGGACGAGGCGGCGCCGCCGGUGCAGCUGUCGACCACGCGGCUGGCCUCCAUUAGCUCCUUCAGGGGCACCAGCUACCUAGGUCUGCGGGAGUUCUACGAGAAGGACGGCCAGCUGGCGCCCACCAAGAAGGGAGUCAACCUGGGCCUAGCGGAGGCUGAGGCCCUGCUAGCCGCCGCACCCAACAUCAGCGCAGCAGCCGGCAUCAACACAGCAGCGGAGCCGCAGGAGCCGCAGGAACCACCACCACCGCCUGCAGCGACAGCGACAGCAGCAGCCCCUCGGACUUCGGCCGCCGCCGCCGCUGCUCCUGCCGCCGUAAAGCAACCCCCGGUCGCUGGUGGUUCUGCUGCUGCUGCUCCCUCCGCUGGUAGCGGUGGCAGCGGUGCAGGUGCAGGUGCCGCAGCCCCAGCUGCCGAGGUUGUGGAGCUGGGGGCCCACAAGCGGCUGUCGUUGAGUCGCUUCGGCGGGCGGCUCAGCGUUGACCUUCGGGAGUUUUAUGAGGACAACGGUCAGAUCCUUCCCGGCAAGAAGGGCAUCUCGCUUCCCACCGCCGACUGGUCGGUCCUGUGUUCCCACCUGCGGGAGGUGUGCGACGCGCUAAACCGCAAGGACAUGAACUACUGCCUGCAGCUCAGCGGGAUGCGCCGUGUCUCCCUCAGCAGCUUCAAGGGCGUCACCUACGUGGGGGUACGAGAGUUCUACGACAAGGGCGGCGGCGAGCUGGUUCCGGGGCGCAAGGGUCUCAGCAUGAACCCGCAGCAGUGGGCGGCACUGGUGGCGGGGGCGCCGGCCAUCAGCGCGGCACUGCAGCAGGCACAGGGGUAGCAGGAGGCAGGCAGGCAGGGGUGCAUGCAUGCAGACAGGCAGGGGCAAGGGUAGCGUGAGGGAGGCUGGAGAGAAGAAGGGGCGCAACGGUAAAGAGGCAAGCAGGGUAAGCAGCAGCGGUUGCAGUCGUACGGUAGCUGUUGGUGGUCGCAAGCAGGAUGGUAGGUAGGACGUUUGGGAGCGCUAGGCUCUCGAAGUUGGUCUGCUGGGUAGCUGUACGGCGUUGUUGAGACGUUGUCCCUUGCUUAGCUGCUGUGGGUGGAAUUGGUUGGUGGAGGUGGUGGGGGUACAUGCGGUUGCUGUACGACAUGCGUUGCGGUUGGGUUCAGGCUGUGGCAACUGUAUGAGUGCUGUGACAGGCUGGGCAUUGGCCAAGAUCCAGGAAUGGGUGUUGCGGCAAAGCUGCGACACCGUUGGUCCUUUUAGCGGCCGUGCUGUGUUGGCUGCGAGACUGUCACGCGCUCCCUUGUUGCCUUCUCAGCCAUUCCCCUCCGCAGCCGCGCACGUUAUGCAUUUCGCGUUGCAAACCAAACCGUACACCGCUCCAUAAACAUGCCUGUCCGUACGCCUGUGCCGUACUCUGUUACGAACACCGCAA
Messenger RNA from Astrephomene gubernaculifera, 2229 nucleotides. The record is from the annotation of a GenBank genome assembly. Lineage: Eukaryota; Viridiplantae; Chlorophyta; Chlorophyceae; Chlamydomonadales; Astrephomenaceae.